Messenger RNA from Laetiporus sulphureus 93-53, 4419 nucleotides. RefSeq lists its product as uncharacterized. Gene Ontology annotation, biological process: actin cortical patch assembly; actin filament organization; protein autophosphorylation. The coding region runs from base 1 to 4419 and encodes 1472 amino acids. Gene Ontology annotation, molecular function: protein serine/threonine kinase activity; ATP binding. NCBI's taxonomy places the organism in Eukaryota, Fungi, Basidiomycota, Agaricomycetes, Polyporales, Laetiporaceae. Gene Ontology annotation, cellular component: cytoplasm. The transcript has 4 exons. The record is from RefSeq and is a predicted model, not a curated record.
AUGGCGAUGGCCCAGGCCUACCCACAGGCCUACAUGCAGCAGCCCAACAAGGGAACCCUCCUGCCUGGCCAGACGAUUGCGGUUAACAGGUACACUGUCCAGGUCGAGCGCUACCUCAGCCAAGGAGGGUUCGCACAUGUCUACCUCGUCAAGACGGCUCAGCCUGUGCACGAUACAACGUAUCAUGUUUUGAAGCGGAUCGCGGUGCCCAAUGAGGGGAUGCUCACCGAGGUUAAGAAGGAGGUGGAUGUGAUGAGGAUUCUGAGAGGCCAUCCUAACAUCGUGUACCUGAUUGACGCUGCAUGGCACCGCUUAUCAAACGGGACAUACGAGGUAUUCAUCCUGAUGGAGUACUGUGCAGGCGGCGGCAUCAUCGAUAUGAUGAACCGUCGGCUACGUGAACGUCUAACCGAGCCCGAGAUUCUCACCAUCUUCUGUGAUGUGUGUGAAGGUCUGGCUGCCAUGCACUCGCUCAAGCCUCCCUUGAUUCACCGCGACCUCAAGGUGGAGAACAUCCUCCAGGCGUCGUCCACACUUUACAAGCUCUGUGACUUUGGCAGCGCGACACCGGUACAAAGAGUACCCACCAAUGUACAGGAAUUACGAAUGCUGGAAGCCGAUCUCAAUCGGCAUACUACGCUGCAGUACCGUGCACCGGAGAUGGUUGACGUGUACCUUCGACGGCCUGUGGAUGAGAAGAGCGAUAUAUGGGCGCUUGGGGUGCUGCUGUACAAGCUCUGCUAUUACACAACACCGUUCGAGGAACACGGCCCACUAGCAAUCCUGAACGUACAGUACAAGAUCCCGCCUUAUCCCGUUUACUCACAGCAGAUGAAUGCGUUAAUAGCCUCGAUGCUGCGCGAACAUGGUGCACAGCGGCCUUCGGUGUUCGAGAUUCUGGCACAUGUCCACAGACUACGGGGUACGAAGUCACGGUUCACGUACAACGUCCCGUCGAAGGAACAACAGAUCCCCCCGCGUGCUGUCCCUACAGCACCAUUGCAGACGCUCUCUCCCAACACAAUACCUCCGGUGCGGCAGCCCGCAAAUCUUCUAGAUGACCUCGUGACGUACAGGCCACAUCAGCCAUCGUCAUUGCCGCUCAAGUCGUCCAGUAUCGAGGCACGCGACAAAGUGCUGGAUGCUAUCGCGCCAAUGCGCCGGGGAAGGCCUGUGCAUUCGAUACCAUCACCACCCGCGAGUCCGAAGCAGGAGCGAAGGCCCGACUUAGAUGCUGACCGUGCGCAUUACCAUGCGCGCGGGCACAAAACUGGUCUUGCUACCGUCAAUGGGACCACAUCUGAUCAUAGCAAGAAUGAUGCCGAUGCAUGGGCACCCAGCUUCCGGAUGGAACGAAAGCCAGUGCCGAGCUUGGAAUCGGACAAGAAGGCUUUCGAAAAAGCUUUCGGCGACGACUUCACGUCUUUCGGGAAGAGCUUCGGAGACUUCCAACCUGCGAAGUCUCCUGCACCAUCUCCCAAAGCGCAACCUUACCCCCAGCUCCAGCCGCAGUCUCAACCUCAGCCUCAGACCCUGCCUGCUCCGUCGCCGAGACCACUGCCUAGCACUCCGCAGAUGCAGCAUCAAUCAAUGCGCAGAGCAAAGGAUGCGUUCGAUGGACUCGGUCUUGCUGCUCAGCCGUCGCCUCCCACGCUCGGUGAAGCGCGCAAGAGCAGAACGGGCCUUGCUACCUUCAGCUCGUCUCUGAACUCUGCUGCGAGCAGCUCGUCCGCACAGUAUCUAAGCACAGCAUCCAAUCAAGUGAACGGGCUCGGGACGAGUAACACCGUCUACCGGCCACCUACUUCCCAUUCUCCCCUGCCUCCUCCAUCUCCUCAAUUGCAAUCGCAGCCACCCCUCUCCUCACUACCACCCAGCAUGCAACCAUGGCGGGCGAGUAGAGUACCCUCGUCGCAAGGUCAGCCACUGAGUGCGGAGGAACGCUUCCCGUCUUUGGAGGAGCUGGACCGCGAGUUCGGCUCACCACCUCCGCCUACGCCGAGCAAGGACAGGUCUGCAGAUUUCCAUGCACCUGUACCUCCGUCAACCGCAGAGAGGCCCAUCUUAAGCUCACGGCCACCAUCCAAGAUGAGUUAUAAGGGCGGUAUGCGCCCGACUGCGGUGGAGGGACUUCCUGCGGUGGGCACGUCAGCUCCCAGCUCACAUGCGACGACUGGGCUGGGUAAGAGCCGGUACGAUGGCGUCCGCUCACAGCACGUCACAGGCACUGCGAUGCGCGAAUCUCAGUCUCGUUACGGCAGCGUCGCCAGGCAAUCGUCGCUCUACGUCCGUCCAGCAGCAGUGAUUCCUCCUCCCAAUAGGGAUAGGGAGAGUCUGCGGGAGAAGGAGAGGAAAGUGGUUAAGCAGGAAGAAGAGGAGAAGAAGCAGGACGUCGUAGCUGUCCUGCGGAGUAGACCAUCUGCGGCCCGACGCCAUCGACGCCCAGGAGAUGGGAAAACGCCAACGCGGACAGAGUCGAAGGAUGCUUCGUCUAAGACUCCGACCGAAGCGCAAACGCCCGCCCUCCCACCUCGACCUGAACCUAGUAAUGCGGAACCUGAACCUCGUAAAGAACCUCGCGAUUGGCUGACAGGAGCAGACGACGAGGAGCCGGCCGUGGUGCCGCCUCGUCCCCCUCCGAAAGCUGAGUCCCAGCCUCAGCCUGUCCUGCGUGACACGCCGAGCAAGCGUGCAUCGUACGUUGAGCGAAGCCCGGCUGAUUCACAGAAGCCGCCAGAGGCAGAGCGUGUCGCAGAAUCACCUGCGUCUGAGAUGAUGCACGAGAGGAGUGCCAGGGAACUGAGGCUGGAGAGGGCGGAAAGGAGAGAGCGGGAGAGGGACGAAGAUAGAAGAAGAGAAGAGAGCAAGCGGAAUUCGUCCAGCCGAUCGAGGGGCAAUAUCAGUGGGACAAGCACCGGUGCGCAACAUGCUACGGGUAGCAGCAGCAGCCGAGGGCUGCAGCUCCCGCCUGUUGAUACGAAGCUAUCCUCUCGAUCUGGGAUCACGCCUUCUCCGAGCGGGCUGACGGAGAACUGGAGUCCUAUUGCUGCCUCGGCUGACACUCCGUCGAAGCGAUCUCCCUCUUGUUCGUCGAGUGAUGGUGGGCCGGAGGACGUGCGCAGGUAUGUCCCGAGGGAUGUCCCGAGGGAUGAUCGCAGGACGAGGGAGCUCGAGAGGCCGGUUAGGCAGAGCAGCGAUGAGGACAGAAGGAGUUUGGCCAGGAGUAAAGGACGACAAGGCUCAGUGCACAACCUCGUAGACCUAUGGGGCAGUAAUACGAGCCACAGCACCUUGGAGCAGGAGAACACCCGGGAGAAGGAGAAGAGUAGUGUCAGUGCAGCGAGACAGUCUGACAGCCGCAGGUCGGUGAUUAUGCCAUCUCCAUCUGUGAGGCCUCCGCCGCUCUCUGCGAAAACACGUUCAGAAUCUCGCUCGGAGUCUCCACGGCCGCUCAUCGAUAUGUCUCCUACCCGGAGCCGAAUGCUGCCCUCUCAAACAACGUCCAGCAGUCAGCGAAGUCAGCCAUCUAUUUCGUCCGCUGCUCGUCGGUCCACAGUCAUCUCAUCUCCAAGUUUGCAUACAUCCGGACGGUCUCGUCCACAAUCUAUGUUCGUUCAUCCCAUUGCGAAAACCUCGUCGACUGACUCCAGUGCAUCCACGUCUCAUGCCGCUGCUCGCUCCGCCCACCAGCAGCAGCAGCAGCUGUCUCCACCUGCAGAUAUCUCGAGGCGUUCUAUGCGUAGGAGUUCAAUAACGGACAUGGUACAACACUACGAGGUGAUCGACAGUACGGCGAAGGCUCCUGGUCCUUCAUUAUCAUCGAAGCCGGCCGCUUUGAGCACGAAACCUACCAGAUUGACGGGAGACAGUGGCUCGACGGUGACUUCUCCUUCUGCUGCUGCUCAGCGGUUCCCGAAGCUUUCCCCGCCAUCCUCUCCUGUGAUACCCAAACCAAACUUGGCCGUGCCGGAUGAUGCGGGCCAGGGACGAGCGGAGCGGGAAUUGAUAAAUGGAGGACGGGCAUCGCCCUCCGGCCUGCCGUCGCGCGCAUCUCCUGUCGGCAGAAGGGAUAGGUCACGCAGUAGACCGCCAGCGAUGAGCGGCUUGCCUUCGCGGCGGUCUCCGGCACCACUGUCCAGGCCGUCCUUCCAAGACCGCAGCCCGCAAAGAGAAGAGAUGUCGGUAGUCCCACGCCCUGUACGGAGAACGACGAUGCCUGCCGAGGAUACCACCUCUCCUCCCCUGCGGUCUCCGUCGCCGGAGCGGCCAUACCAGGGCGUGUCUAAGCUCAUUGACCGGUGGAACCGUGCUGUGGAUGACUCGGGGCAGGCCCCGUCUCAUGGGCCGAUGAAGCGCGGCGGUAUUCCCGCGCGGAGAGUCAGUGUUGUCGGUGGAGAAUCCGGACGAGGACGAUCAUAG